This is a messenger RNA of Ectocarpus sp. CCAP 1310/34, 1711 nucleotides long. Lineage: Eukaryota; Phaeophyceae; Ectocarpales; Ectocarpaceae. The record is from the annotation of a GenBank genome assembly.
GGCGUUCGGGGCCGAGGUCGACGCCAGCGGGUCUUCGCAACCACUCCCAGACCUACCGCUAAGUAUGACCUCGCCAAUCGGGCAGAAGCCGAGUGAUGUGGAAGCAGUACCGAUGACGUACAAGGAUGGGAUGUGUUCCAAGUACAAGGUUUUCUGGGAGGCGGCCAUGAAGAAAGAGAUAGAUGGCCACGACAAGACUGGAACCUUUACCAAGGUCAAGGAGCUGCCCGAGGGGCGGAAGGCCAUAGGUUUAAAGUGGGUGUUCUCUUGGAAGACGAAUGAGAAGGGCCUGAUAGUCGACAACAAGGCCCGUAUGGUUGCGCGGGUUUUCUCUCAAAUCCCCGGCAUCGACUUCCACCACUCAUCCUCAGCGUGCCCGUCUGCAGCGUCUAUCAAGACGGUGAUUGCCGUAGCCACUGAAAAGGGCAAGAAACUCGCUCACUGGGAUGUGAAGCAAGCCUACAUCCACGCUAUGCUAAAAGAAGAAACAUACCUCAGGUUCCCGGAAGGCUGUGGUAGCAUAUCCGGCAAGGUGGUCAAGGUUGAGCGUGCCCUGUAUGGCCUAAAGCAGAGUGGCCGUGAGUGGGGGUUUGAAGCUGCCGAUGCCCUCAUCGAGAGUGAAUACGAGCAGUGCAGGGUUGACCCGUGUGUCUUCCGGAAGGUGGUGGAUGGAGAGGUCGUAGGUCUCAUCGUGAUCUACGUUGAUGACAUCUUAGUGGCGGCAGACGAGGGAGAGCGAGAGGAGUUGUUCGCUUCCCUCAACAAGAAGUUUCCGGUGAAAGAUCUGGGGGAGUGUACCUGGUACGACGGGUGUGCUAUCGCCAUGGAUGUAGAAAAUGGCAUCACCAAGCUGUCCCAGACAGCAUACAUUGAGAGUAUGCUGAAGCGGUUUGAUGUGACCACGACCGCUUUCACCCCUGCUGCCACCGAUGCCGACCUGGGGCCGACGAGAGAUGACAAGCCCGCGGUGGAUAAGCCUGUUAGGGAGGCGAUCGGAUGCCUGAUGUGGACGAAGCUGACAAGGCCAGACAUCGCCCUGCCUCUGAACAAGCUCCAUAAGAUCGCCCACUCACCCACCUGGAGGAAAUGGAACGCGCUUGUGCGGAUCAUGUCCUACCUGAACUUCACGAAGGACUUCGGCAUCACCUUCGUACGGGGGUCAGGACUAGACCUAAGCGUGUUUGCCGAAGUAGACAGGCGUUCUACAGCCGGGCUAGCCGUGACCGUAGGUGGUACCGUAGUGUGUGCAUCCACCAAGACUCAGCCAGUGACGGCUCAGUCGACCUCGGAAGCAGAGUAUAUGGCAGCCGGGGAGGGCGUGAAGGAGGCGUUGUUUGUGCGUGGCGUUCUGUCGUUCAUAGCGCCCGAGACGAGUGGGGCGAAGAUCAAGGUCCUUGAGGACAACAAGGGGGCUCUCGCCUUAAUCGAGAACCCGUUCAGCUCAGCGAGGAGCAAGCACAUCGACGUGCGGUUCCAUUUCAUUCGCGAGCUAUUCAAGUCGGGCAAGAUCACUGCAGAGUAUGUUCCGACUGGAGAGCAGCACGCCGACAUGCUGACCAAGGUCCUUGGCAGAGAGCAGUUAGAGUACCACCGGAAGGCUCGGAUGAACCUACCGAUGAAGUGUUCUCUUGUUCUGUUUGGAAGCGUUGUGCCGGCGCGUCACCCGCGGCUGGAGCCUAGAAACGCCGAGAGCGUUGCUUCGGGUGUGUAA